AUGUCGUCCUCAACACCGCAGCAACAGCUCAUAGCGUACAUCCACCAUGAGCGACAGGAGCAAGGUAGCAUGCUCUGCGCUCAGCACGCGCUCAACGCGCUUCUCCAAGGCCAGUACUACGACGCUUCACAGCUAGCACAGAUCGCCACCGAGCUCGACCAGCUCGAAGCAUCCGAGCUCGGCCUCAGUCAAGCCGAUAUUGCAGCACGCGAUCGCGCCUCUCUCAACAUGGACGACACCGGCUUCUUCAGCGUCACGGUUCUCGAGAAGGCACUCCAAGUAUGGGGUAUCUCAAUAUCCAGCUGGCGAUCUGCACAGAUGCGGGCGCGACACGAUGCACCCGAACGAGAGGCUGCCUUCGUGCUCAAUCUCAACAGCCAUUGGUUCACCAUCCGAUCGUUCGGCACCACGAGCAAGUUCUGGUACAACCUCAACUCGUUUCUGGCAGAACCGCAGUGGAUCGGCAACAACUAUCUCGGCACGCUUCUGCACACCGCCGAGUCGGAAGGGUACUCGGUGUUCGUGGUGCAGGCCUCGGAAGGAAGUGCCGGUCAAGGACUACGUGAAUCGGAUGCGGACCAGAUCGCAGACCACCUUCCAGCACCCGGAGCAGCUUCGUCGGCUCGGUCCAGCUCAGCGAACCUAGGUCUCCGACCAGAAGCCGCUUCGAAAGCGUCGAGCAGCUCUGUACCCAAGGCAGGUGGCUUUGGCGCACCUUCGACAGGAUUUGGUCUCGGCGACGAGGAAGAAGACGCAGAGCUUCAAGCAGCACUCAGUCUCAGUCUGGCGCAAAGCACUUCUGCCGCUCCUGAUACACCCAACCGUUCACGAGUGCGUCAAGUCCGCAGCGGGAGCGACGAGGGCAGUGCAGGAGGGGACACAUUCAUGGGCGAGACAGAUGCCGACAUCGAUGCCAUCGCACCCUCCAGACGCCGACAUCGCGCCGACUACAGCGAUCCUGUCAACGACGACCUCCGCAGGGCCAUGGAGGCGAGCAUGACAAGCUCACCUGGCCCAUCUCGUCCGAGCAGCUCCGUCCAUGCCCCCACAACCUCUACCGAUUCGUCGUCGUCUCGACCCAUCGGCCGACGCAAGCGUCGUGCGCAAGAACGUCAGUCCGGCCUCUCGCGCGAAGACGCCAUCGACCUGGACGACUCGCGCGAUGACAGCUUCUCUAGCGACACGGACGAGCUCCGUCCCUCGAGCCUCUCGCAUCGCUCCCCGUUCCUCAGCCCCGCGAUGCAGGCCGCCAACCGAAACAACGAAGACGUGCAGGAGAUCGAGGACGACGAAGACAUUCCGAGCGAUGACGAGCUCGUUGAUCCGUUCAGCGUCGCCGGUGCCCCCGAGGCGAGCGCACUCAUUGGACCGCGACAGGACCGACACUACGACGAUGAAGACGCGGAGCUCCAGGCGGCGCUUGCGGCCAGCUUGGGGGAUACGGAGGCGGCUGCGAGGUUUGCUUCGGAGAAUCCGAACUACCAUCGGCCGCAGCAGGUGGAAGAGCAGGCUGUCGUUCCCGAGGAUGUAGAUCGGAUCUCACGGAUGCGCGAGGAGGCGAGGAGGAAGGCACGCGAGGAACAGGAGAGGCAGGAGAGGUUGGCGAGGGGCGAACAGGUGGGAGAGAGCCAGGCGGAAGCCACUGCAGCCGGAAAGGCUGGUAGCAGCAGCAAGGGCGAAGCAGACGAGGACGAUGACGAAGACGAAGAAUCCGAAGCGGAAGAGGUGAGCGCGGAAGAGAUGCGCCGACGUCGAUUGGCUCGCUUUGGUUGA
Messenger RNA from Kalmanozyma brasiliensis GHG001, 1773 nucleotides. RefSeq names its product Machado-Joseph disease protein MJD. The record is from RefSeq and is a predicted model, not a curated record. The transcript has a single exon. Gene Ontology annotation, molecular function: cysteine-type deubiquitinase activity. Gene Ontology annotation, biological process: protein deubiquitination. Lineage: Eukaryota; Fungi; Basidiomycota; Ustilaginomycetes; Ustilaginales. Gene Ontology annotation, cellular component: nucleus. The coding region runs from base 1 to 1773 and encodes 590 amino acids.